CGCGCGUAAAGUACGUUGUUGUAUGUUGUGUUGAGUGAACAUUUUGCGAGAACUAUUCGUGAGUUAGUUAACUUUGUUUAUUAAAAUAUUGGAGUUAAUUAAUAAUUGGUACAUAUAUUCAAUUGCUCAUAAUUGGUUAUCGUGUUCAGCCACGCGUGUCUGGGAUGGCGAAGGCGCGUCGUGCAGUGUAGUGUUAAUACUAAUAAUGUUAGUACUAGUGAUGUGUUGAGCGGCGGUCGAUGUCGAUAGCGCACACGAUGGAGGCCAACACGACGCUGGCGACCAUCUACCCUCGCGACGCCACCGUACUGGCGGCCGCCUGCGCGUGCGUGUUCAGCGUGGUCGGCGUUAUUGGUAACUUGGUGACGACCAUGGCGCUGCUGAUGCACCCCAAGCUUCGUGGACACGUCACCACCAUGUUCGUGCUCUCGCUCUGUGUCUCAGACCUGCUGUUCUGCAGCAUAAACCUGCCGCUCACGGCCAGCAGGUACAUCAAUGAGAGGUGGGUGCUGGGCUCGCAACUGUGUCAGAUGUUUGCAUUCGUGUUCUACGGCAACGAGGCCGUCUCCCUGCUGUCCAUGGCGGCGAUCACCAUCAACAGGUACACGCUGAUCGCGUACUACGACAUGUACUCCCAAAUCUACACCACCACCAAGAUCUGGGUGCAGCUGCUGGCAAUAUGGCUGGUCUCCUUCGGUCUCAUGGUGCCGCCCCUACUGGGCGUGUGGGGUCGACUGGGGCUGGAGGAGAACACGUUCUCGUGCACUAUCCUGCCCAACCACGGGCACAGCCCCAAGAAGUACUUGUUCGUGUUCGGCAUCGCCACGCCCUGCGCAGUCAUCAUCGUGUCCUACUCCUGCAUCUACUGGAAGGUGCGCCAGAGCAAACGCAAGCUGGAGGGACGGAGGUGCGUAUGUGGUAAACUGAGCGGACAAACAGCACGAGAGAAAGAAGAGGACUCCCGCCUGACAACCCUCAUGCUGACUAUCUUCCUGUGUUUCCUGGCGUGCUUCCUGCCGCUCAUGAUCAUGAACGUGGCGGACGACAGCAUCAGCUACCCCUGGCUACACAUCAUCGCCUCCAUCUUGGCGUGGGCUUCCAGCGUCAUCAAUCCCCUCAUCUACGCGGCAACGAACCGCCAGUACCGCGCGGCGUACGGCAAUCUGCUCCGCCUGUGCAGGAACAGUCCUGUCGCGCGGAAGACCACGUGGGGCAGCAGGACCGUGGGGCACUCGUCUAACUCCCCUCACUACGUCGACAAGCGGAACAAAGACAAUCCUACCAAGUUAUAGACUAACGUGAAGUGACUUGUGACUCAAAAUAGACGCUUUCAUUUUAUUCCUCAGUUACUUAAACAUUCUAACUCAGUAUAAAUAUCUCCAGCGUAAGGUGUUGAUUUGAUUUAAAUAUCAUAAUGAAAGAAAAUUUUUCUUGUGUUACCGAAGCUUUUGUAACUAUAUUUGACUAUUAAUUUAAUACUUUAAGCACGUGCUAUAUAGUAAAUGUAGAGAUUUACAGCAUUUAUUUAUGGAUCGUCUACUUGAUAUAAUAACAAUGGGUGUAUUAAAAUAAUAAAUCGCCUUAAUAAGUUUUCACGUUAUGAAGGUGUAGUUUUAUUUAUAAUAUGCGUAUUAAUUAAAUACGCAGUCGACAGACGCCAUACCGCCACGAGAGUUGCUGCUACACUGGCAAAAUAAUGAAUCCAAGCCCGUAAGUGUCGCGAUAAAUAGUGCUUUACAUUUAUGACGGUACUCGAAAAAACUGCAAUAGGUACGAAUAAUAUUGCUGAUUGCAUAUUAAUACCAUCACGUGUGAAUACGGAAUUAUUUAGUUGUAACUUUUGUCUAAAAUAUUUUUGCUAACAUUGUUAACUUCAGUCCUCUAGUAACUAAACCAUAACGUCAACAGUCUAAGUUUCAUGUGACUCAUCGGGGCAACAAAAUCUAUUUCAUGUGAAUUUCACAAUCUAGACUGAUCUACGUUAAUCGUCCGUUUUAUAUUAGUGAAAUGUGUGUGUAUGUAUGUAUAUAUAGUUAUGUACACAAUAAUCAUUUAAAGUAGUGAUUAUAAAUUAAGGAUCAUUUUCAAAUAUUGUAAUUAAAUUUAGUAAUAUUAUGAUUCAAAUUCAAAACGAAGUUGACGUAUUGUAAUAAAUCAAGUCAAUUCUUUGUAAUUGCCAAUUAUUUAAAUAACAUGACAUAAAAUGCUUUUUGGAAAAUUUAUUAAAUCAGGUUAUGUUAGCUUAUGUUUAUUUUUAUAAUAGUUUUAGUGUUAAUUGGCGUAAUUAAUACUAAACAUGUGAAUUCAAAACAUUUAAAAAAGUUGAUAUUUAUUUAACGAUUUGAAUCUCACAUAUAUAAUAAUAUACCUAUAAAGAUUUUUAAGAAAUCUUUGAAAUAUUUUUUUAAAAGGUAACCCUUUCUUAUAGAGCUCAUAGAUACACAUUCCCAAAAAUCCAGAACUAAAAUAAAGACAAUAGACAAACGUACGAACUUCAAAAUAAUCUGAAUCGCUGUCAUUUUAAUCCGUCAAUUUACGUGUUCUGUUGUCAGCUUUGGUAUUUUGAUGUUACAUCACUUUAGAUAAUGUUAUUUAAAAUAUUAGAGACAGGACACGAUUGAAAAAAAACCCUGAUAGAAAAAGUACCUACGAAGACCUUUGCGCGGUGUUUUUACCGUUUACAAUGCAUCUAUAUUUUACUAAAAAAAUAUUGGAUUAUAUUUUUACAUAUUUGAUUAAUAUUAUUACAAAUUAAAAACAGGCACUUACGCAAUUUUCUUUUAAACAGUUUUCUCUCCUCUUUUAGGUACCUACUAUGACGGUUAAGCCACGUCAAUCGAGUUUAAGUCUAUUCUGUAGGUACCUAUAUAUGCCCUUAAAAUACUGAUUUGGUAUUCUGUUAGUGCCUUUGGAUCUUUAAAGUGCUUUUAAUCUCUCUCAUUUAAUUUAUUAUUUCCUAUGAUUUAAAUCACUUUACGAUUUAGUUUGAAACCGUUAUUAAAUUGCAUUCCAUUUCUAUUUGAACGACACUUUUCGAUCUAGACAUUUAUAAUAAUAAUAUUAAACACACAAUCUAUACAGCUCCUAGGUAUAUUAGUUUGAUAAUAUUAAAAUUACCACAUAAUCUUAGAUAAUAAUAUCAUAUGCAGUGUAUAAAUUCUCUUUGAUCAUACGAUUGAAAUUUAUAUGAAUAAUUUAUGCCAAUGAGACUAACUUAUAUUAACUAUUUUAUGUACCUAGAUAGGAAUAUGUUACAAUGAGUAGGUAAUAGUAGAUUGUUAACCGAGGGUAGAAAGAAUCAGUUCCCGAGGUAUUUAGACACCCGAGCACAGCGAGGUCGGCUAUAGUUCGAGUAGGAAUUCAUACUUUUACCCGAGUUAAACACUCUACUUUUCAUUUCGAAUAUGAGAAAAAUAAAACUAGUUGUUUAUCUAAGCACAGAUUAGUAUCCCGCCAAUUUAUGUCGACUUUUUAAAUUUCAAAUAUGGAACUUACUGCGUAAUUGUUGCUUAUUCCGCUCAAAGAAGUUUGCGCUAAGUUCACACUGGCUGUUUAAAAGUCACAUGGCAUUUCUUUAGAUUAGUUUUUUUCACAUAAAACUCUUCAUAGCUGACAGCAGUUCUAUUUUCAAAGUUUAUUGUGGCCCUUGGGUGGGAAGUAAUUUGUAUGAGUUUCUCAACAAGAUUAUUUUCCGAGUAUGAGAAAUGAAAAUUGUCGCUGCGCUCGGGCGUCUAAAUACCUCGGGAAAUGAUUAUUUUGACCCUCGGUUAACAAUCUACUAAUUCAUUAUGUUUUCUAAAUUAUGUGCUGCAGUUACCUUGAAAUGUUGUAUACGAAAAUAGGUAUCCAAAUGCAUACGUAAUGAAUUCCUAGUGCUUCCUUAAAGUUUAUAAAAAGAGAAUCAAUUGGAUUUUCUUGAGGCAUUGAAGUAUAAAUGUCGUUUUAACUAAAAGUGCAUGUCCUACAAAAAAUCACUUUGACUUACACACUCAAGCUCAAAUAAUAAUAACCAAUCGACAUUAAUACUGUCGUGUAUUUCUAAUUGAGACAUUCUCUAAUAUACAAAACGUGGCGCUAAAAUGUCUACAAUGAACCCACGGAUAGAGUACCGUAAUCAUAAAAAAAAUAUCUUUAAAAUUAAAAAAAAAUAAUUGAAAUUUUCAAACAAAGAAAUUAUUCAUUUAGAAGAUCAAGAUUUUCAUCACUCUUAGAGCGCUUUCACACUACGUCCGAUCUGAAUCCUAUCCGUACCCGUGAAAAUACGGUCCUGUGUAAUCGUAGAACUAUUUCUAUGGUAGUUGACGCACUAGAUCUGGCUUUCGUCAUCCGAUUUCUUUCAUUUAUCCGUUAGAAAUAGUUCUAAGACUACAACGGACCGUAUUUUCACGGGUACGGAUCGGAUUCGGUUCAGACGUAGUGCGAAAGCGCUGUUACAUGGGCGCUACUCACCUACAAGUUCUGACGGCUACGUCGCGUCGUGCAAGAGGUAUUUGUCAGUGCCUACGCUUGAUUGCUUACAGGAUGUUCCGAAAUGAUGUUAAGGAAAAUUGUUUUAUUAUGGUGAAUUAUGUAUUUAUAUUUUUGUUUUUUUUUAUGAUUAAUGUUAAGUAGUGUGUUCAUUUAAUGUCGCCAUUGUGGCGCCACGCUGUAAAAUAAUUUAAACACUUAAUUUAAUUACACUUAGUGAACUCUGUAAAGUUAAUUUUUUCACCCAUAGAGUGAUAUUUUUAUAUCACUAAGACUGAAAUUUAAUACAAAAUGUACAUAAAAAUGAGUAAUAUUAUACUAUAUUGUGUGUAAUAAUUAAAUUUAUUUAGGUACGUAUGUACGGUGUUUGGUGCAGACGUUUUAUAUUAUUUAUUUUUAGUGAUGAUUUAAAAACUAUUAUACCAAAGUUGGGAAGACGAUUAAAAUGCUUAGAAGUA
Molecule: messenger RNA, 4925 nt
Organism: Leptidea sinapis
Lineage: Eukaryota; Metazoa; Arthropoda; Insecta; Lepidoptera; Pieridae
Gene: Tre1
Product: protein trapped in endoderm-1
Exons: 7
Coding region: 240-1292 (350 amino acids)
Biological process (GO): G protein-coupled receptor signaling pathway
Cellular component (GO): membrane
Molecular function (GO): G protein-coupled receptor activity
Source: RefSeq, a predicted model, not a curated record